GAUGGAUCAGCAAGAACUACCCAAGAAAGCAGCUGAUAUACUAGAUUUGUCGGUUCUGCCAUUAGGGGAGGAGUCAGAUUUGAAUUAUCAUAGCGAUGCAUGGCAUAGCUCAAUGCUACAGAUAUUUGAUCUUAAGGAAACCCAUUCAAGGACUAAUACCCUGAUCAAGCAAUCCCUGGGGGCUGGCAUGUCAGAAAAGGAGAAGAAGAUUCGCAAAGAGCUAGAGAUGGAGAUAGAAAGGGAUUUGGAGGAAGAGAUUAAAAAUGGAAUAUACCAUCAUGCUCUCAGGUUGCACCGAUUUUAUCAUGAUCAGCACAAAAAGGAAAGGAAUAUUGCAAAAGAAGUACUACCUGGAUUUGAGACACGAAGUCAACAAAGAAAAGAUAACACAACAGUACUUCUGGAAGUGAACAUAAGCAUAAGAAUGGAAGGAGGGACCAAAAUUGAAAUAAAAGAGAUCAAGAAAGAAGCUGAUGAUCAUGAGAAGGGCCGGCCUCGGACUUCUAGAUCAGGAAAAAUGCCGGCACCGCUGGUUCCCACUACCAAGAAGUUCGAUUGGGUGAAGACUCUGCGAUCCAAUGCCGGCCCGGCUGCCAUUGAUAGAAAAAAUGGCAGCUUACAUCAGGCUAAAACACUAAGCAAUAACCAUUGCCGCUAUUCGAAUCUCAACCUAAACAAUCCAGGGAGAAAUGGGCAGCCCAAGGCCAAGGCAGAUGUUGGUAACAAAUUACUUGGACUGGGAUGGAAAAAUUGAGAUCGAUCACUUCGGUUUUCUGGCAUGAAAAUAAAUGAAUAACAAUACUAAUAAUGUAAUGUUUGUUUUUGGGACCCGAUGUUGUUUUCUGGAAUUAUUUAUAGUAAGUACGGUGAUUAUGAAAAGAAUGUUGUCUCUAAAUCUGCUUAGUUCGAUCUCCAUGUAAU
This is a messenger RNA of Alnus glutinosa, 921 nucleotides long. RefSeq lists its product as uncharacterized. NCBI's taxonomy places the organism in Eukaryota, Viridiplantae, Streptophyta, Magnoliopsida, Fagales, Betulaceae. The transcript has 2 exons. The record is from RefSeq and is a predicted model, not a curated record. Bases 2 to 754 code for a protein of 250 amino acids.